CUUAAUCGCUGAUCCCCUCCAACCCCGUCCUCUCAGCGCCCCCCCCCCCCAACAUUGGCAAGCGCGCACCUCACCCCUCCAUCCUCAGAUCUAUUGCAAUUCACAGGUUUUCUCAGUAUUUGAGGUCAAGAUGUCUAAUCAGCAGGAAGAACAGGGUUUGCAGAAGUUCCUUAGGGAUGUGGAUGAAGUUACCAACUUGAUUCAAGGCUUGAAUUCUACAGACCCUUCUAUCCAGGAGAAGGCCAUUGCAGACGCAGAGAAAAGAUUCAGCUCCACUGCUGUCAAAGAUGAAGAUCAGUGCAAGCCCACAGUGGACAGAACCCUCAUCAAUACACGAGCCUCGGAGUUGCCUAAACAGAAGGAAAUGAUAAAUCCAGAGAGUUUCAUGGUCGCUUUGGAGAAGGAUGCCGAAGACCGAACAAGGAAAAGGAAGCAAAAUGAAGCUUUAGCAAAUGCCCUGAAAGAGAAAGGGAAUGAUGCUUUCAGCAAAGGCGACUAUGCACUGGCCAUUCAGAGGUACACUGAUGGACUCAGGAAGCAGAAGGAUAUGCAAGUGCUGUACACCAACAGAGCACAGGCCUAUAUGAAGUUGCAGGACUAUGAAAAAGCCAUCAGUGACUGUGACUGGGCUUUAAGGUGUGAUGAAAAAUGCAUCAAAGCUUUCUUCCUCAUGGGGAAAGCAUACUUGGCCCAGAAGCAGUACAGCAAGUCCAGAGAAUGCUACCUGAAGAUUUUAGAAAUUGAUCCCCAAAAAGAGAAGCUGUGCAAAGAUGCCGUACAUGAAGUAGACUUAGAGGAAAAAAGACAGUAUGAGGAGGAGAGGGCCAUGGAGGAGUUUGAAUCUGGGAAACACACAGCCGUGUCUGUGAAAGAGUUGCUCCAGAAGCUCAGCAAGCCUAAUGAGAACAUUCUCUACUAUGCUGGUGGGAUUAGGCUUUUGACGGAUAUGAUGCAAGAUUGCACUGAGCAAACCUUAUUUAGGACAAACAGUGGAUUCACUAUCAUCAAUGAUAGCGAGGUCAUACAACGGGUCUUCCAUACUGAGGCAAAAUCCCCUGCUGAAGUAGAACUGUUUCUGUCCCUUCUCAUCCUGUGGCAAGCGGUCUGCAAAGGGAAUGAGGAGAACCAGCGCUUGCUGCUUACUCAUCCAGAUGUGAACCUGCAACUUCCUGCUCUGUUACUUUCUGAGGUCCCCUACACCUGCUAUGUCAGGCAAGUCUCCAGGUGUGCCACAUUGCAGCGGAGGCAGAUGCAAGGGCCAGGGAGUGAAGGAGUGAGAGCAGCCGUAAUUGCUUUGUCUCUUCUCCGUCGCGAGAUUGAAAGGUGGCUGCAGAUCUUAAUGUCCUUCAUCAAGAUUUUUGACAGCAGGGCUAGAUAUGCUAUGAACCUGCUGACCAGCUUAAUCGUGGAGGAGAAGUUCAAAAUCCAGUGCCGUAUCAAACUUUCCACAGAGGCUUUGCCACUAUUCAUAGAAUUGCUGGGUUCUGUCAAGACAGUGAAUGAGCUGGCCCUUGCCCAGUGCAUUGCCAUCAUGGGAGACCUCUGCUCCGACAUGGUCAUCCAAAUGCAGAUGACUGAAAGCCUGGAAUGCUGGCAGGCCUGUUUAAGCUUUGUGGAUGAGUGCUGGACUGAAAGCAAGGCCACCAGAUACCCAGAGUGUCUCUAUGCACUGCUUGGCCUGAUGAUGAACCUCUCUCUGCAACCCAAUUUGCUAAUUCAGAAUCUUGCAGUAGAGAUCUUGGAGAAAUCUAUGCCCCUCUUCAGCUGUAAAGAUGGAAGAAUUGUGACACGAGCAGUUGGUCUUAUCAGUCGCAUCCUGCCAGUAAGUCCAGAGGCACUGGAAGAGGCAAUGAAAGAAGGUGUGGUGAAGAAAAUGAUCAGAUUUCUGAAGGCAGAUGGGCAGACCACAUCUAGCUAUGCAAUGAAGACCCUUGCUGCUUGUGUCAAGAGUAGCCGCCGGGCACAGGAGCAGAUUGUAAAGCUCGAUAAAAAAUGUAAGAUACUGCUGAAACUUCUGCGCUCAGAGGAUGAGGUGAUGGCAGGAAACGCUGCUUUCUGCCUCGGGAAAUGCUUUGAGGUGCCUGGAGCAGCCACAGAUUUGCUUGAUACAGAUAUUGUGAGGAUUUUAUUGAAAGUUGCUGGCAGGGAUGCCCGAAAGACCUCCGUGCAAGAGAACGCAGCCAUUGCUUUAGGAAAGCUCUGCACAGCUGAUGCCAGGCACACCAGUCGGUUGCGGGAGCUGAAUGGAAUGGCAGUCCUCAGCACCUCCAUGAAGUAUGUGCAGGGAUUUUAAAGACUUCUGCAAAUGUUCCAGAGAAUGUUUACAGAGCCUGCCAUAUAUCUGGUCUGGGCUGCACUUUGUUUUUUUUAA
Molecule: messenger RNA, 2371 nt
Organism: Rhineura floridana
Lineage: Eukaryota; Metazoa; Chordata; Lepidosauria; Squamata; Rhineuridae
Gene: TTC12
Product: tetratricopeptide repeat domain 12
Exons: 23
Coding region: 131-2293 (720 amino acids)
Molecular function (GO): protein binding
Source: RefSeq, a predicted model, not a curated record